This is a messenger RNA of Maudiozyma saulgeensis, 1002 nucleotides long. NCBI's taxonomy places the organism in Eukaryota, Fungi, Ascomycota, Saccharomycetes, Saccharomycetales, Saccharomycetaceae. The record is from the annotation of a GenBank genome assembly.
AUGAGCGGAGUAACAAGUAAACCAAGAAACGGUCAUAGUUCAAAUUCUACUAGUUUUAAAUUAUCAAAUAAUAUAAUUACAAAAGAUGAUAUUACUCCUUUAUCUAAAUCUAAAUUAAAGAGUAAAACUAGAAUUAAGACUCAUAAUGGUAAUGAUACUGCUGGUAGUAAAAAUAAUUCAAAUAAAGAAGAAAGAGAAGCUGAAAUUGUAGAUAGUAUUCCUACUGAUAUGAAACCUAUGUAUUCUUCAGAUCAUAGUGUUUCCGAUGACAAUAAUAAUGAUGAAGAAGAAGACGUUUUAUUUUCUCCUUUAGCUACUCAAUUACAAGAUGAUAAUGAUUACUCGUAUUAUAGUGAUGAUAUAGAGAACUUAAAGAAAUUUCAAUUACAUGCACCAAAGUUUGUUAAUUCUUCAAACCAUUCUAAGAAUGAUAAAUAUAAAUAUAAUUUUUCAAACACUUUAUUACAAGAACGUUUGAAUAGUUUUAAUUUCGAUGAACAUUCUUUACCUGAAUUAUCAAAUGAAAAUACUAGUCAUGAUGAUUUCUGGAAAGAAGUCACAUCUACUAAUGAAGAAGCUAUAUCUUUACCAGAGGAAGAGAACCAAAAUCAUUACACAACAACGUUAGAUAAUAAUGAUAUUCAAUCUCAUCAGGAUAAGAUUGUAUCUGUUGAAGAUUUUAUCUCCGAUGAUUUGGCUGCCACAAAUAACAGUAGUAACAACAUUAACAAUAAUACUAAUGUACCUGAAUGGAAUGAAAAUAUGUUUCAAGAUUCUAAACAUAGAGUUAAACUUCUUUGCUACAGAGAUGCAGACGGUAAACUAGCAUUGAAAACGAGAAAUGUCCCAAUCUCAAAGAGAAAUAAUUUCACAACAGCAGUUGGUCUUGUACGUAAGAGAAAAAACAAGCAUAGAAAAUUAUUGAAAAAAGCUAUUAGAAGAAAAAGUGGUGUAGCUCAAAUGAUUUCUACAGAUGUAGGUAUUAGUGAACUAAUGUUAUGA